AUGUCGGACCUUACGGAAAAUCUUCUUGCCCAAUAUUAUGGAUUUUCUACGAAAUCGCAGACUUCAACAUUUUUAUCGAUUCACGAGUGUAUGAGUAAUAUGGAGAAUAAUGUGGACGCAUUGAUCGGCCAUCAGUCUACGAUAGAUUCAAACGACGAUGACACGACCAAGGAAACGGAAGUGCAGGAAGACGUUCUUGAAGGCGAGAAAAAGAAUUCCAGAGACGAUAUUCCCGUUCCGGCGAGAUCUUCACGUUCACUGGAAUGGGAAGCGCUCGAAAAUGUCAAUGAAACAUCAUCGGGAUUCGACAUUAUUCUCGAAGCAAAUACAGCGGGCAAUUUCUAUGAAGAUACGGCUGUUUUUUGCGGCGAAGAGACGCACGAUGUUACCGCUACUAGCGGCAAGAUUAUCUCCACUACUCUAGAUAUCGAGGGAAACGAUUCGUAUCUUUCGCUUAGUGAAGAUGUUUCGGACGUUUCUUCGAUAGCGGGGAGGAAAAAACCGAAUGAGUCUUCAAAUGCAGUUAGUUCGCUUUUAACACCAUUGCCAAAAAAGACUCCGACGUAUAAUGACACUUUUAUCGACUUGACAAAUACUGGACUUACGUCCCUCUCCGUUGAAACGAUUGAAAAGUAUCCUACAAUAAAAAUGUUAUACUUAGAGAAUAACGAUCUGUUUGAGCUUCCAAAAGAGCUUUUUUUUCUUCUGCCACGUUUGCAAUGGUUGGACGUCCGAAAUAAUCGACUUAAGAGCUUGCCUACGACCAUAAAAUCGCAUCCCUCAUUGGAGACUAUCUUGUUACAGGGAAAUAAAAUCGAGACAUUGCCACUGGAACUUUGCUGGAUACCGAGACUUAAAACUCUUAAUGCAGCACACAAUCCUAUCGCCACGCCUCCAAAAAAUAUUAUAGCUCUGGGUUGUUCGAGUAUUCUCAGUUAUUUGCGUACAGAAUGGAAUAAAUUGCAUCCGGAUGAGCUCGUGACAUUCGUCGAACGAGAGAUAGAACCAAAUCCAUCGACAAUUCUGUGUUAUCAGUCCCCUCGUGAGAAGCUACGUAGGUUAUCAAAGAUUCAACGACGGGAAUCAAAGGGCACAAGCGACAUCGGCGAUUCGUGUAAAGGUGUUUCAGUCAGCAAGAGAGCUCGAGCUUAUAGAGCUAGUAACAGAUGUAGCGGUAAAGGGACAAACGCCAUGAUGGAACAACGCUUGUACUGGAUUUCCAAAGCGAGAGAUCUGCUUAACGCACAAUCGGCGACAAUUCAGAGAGUUAAGGACGCAGAUACUAUAAAAGAAUGGAGACGUAACAAGCGUAGUUUCAGUAAAAGUAUGGAGAAAGUUUCGAGAAGAAACGAAGAUGACAUUCCAUUCGCAAUUGACAUAGAAGAUUAUCCUGAGAUUAAAAAACGGCCAGAGAAAACGGUAUAAAAGAAUAUGCAUCUUUUAAUUCUGAAGUAGUCGGAAUCAAUAAGAACAAAGUUUCUUAUCCAUUCUUUAUUUAGGGAAAUUAUGCAGAAAGUCGAAAACAGGAAAAAUCAAAAUUUGUUCCACCAGUGUAAGUCUAAAGUAUAUAUUGCAUGUUUUACAAAAAAAAAGAAUAUCAUCUUCCUAGAAUGUAGUUUUAAGUAUUAUAAAUUGAAUUUCAGAAACAUAAAUAAAAAGAUUCAAGAAUUGAUAGGAUCUCUGCAAGAAUUUGAAAUUGCGAAAUCUUCAGCAACAUUAACGCUAAAAUCCAAACAAGAACGUCUUCUAAACGAGAUUAAGAAGGUACACUUAAUUCGUUUCAAAUUCUAUUAAAAAUACUAAAUUAUUUAAGAAUUCCGAGUUAUUACUUUGUCUUAUUUCAUAGCUCUCACAUUUUCAAAAGGAGGUUCAAUAUCUAAGAAGAUACAACGAAAUGACGUUAGCUCCAAUGAACUCUCCGAAAAAUUCUUUUUAAUAACUCCCUUAUUUUUACUUAUCACUUAUCGCAAUAAGCCCUAGAAAAACCUAGCAUCAGUCUUGAGUCUGUUUAUUUAAAUAAAACAGUAUUAAUCACAUGUAUUACAAUAUUAAUUUUACGCCCAGUCUCAAUAGCACAUGCCGAGGUAAUUGGACAAGCUCUUUUUCCGUUAUCACGUGAACUUUUUGUGCAAUAAAAAAUAACAUUCGGAAAUUUUCCUUUGACAUCAUAUAAAAAAUAACGUUACGUAAAAAAUAUGUUACUAAUAAUUUUCUCGUGAAUUAUACGAGAUAACGACUUUCGUUUAGUUUUUAUAGUUCAAUGGAGCUUUCAUAUUGAAAAUUGUAUUCUUCGAUGGUUUCUCGAAGAAAUAUUUAAACAGAUUAUAAAGAUAAUUUAGAUAAGAAUUCGCAUGUUCUUUCCAAUAUCCUCGCCAGUACAUUCAAUUCUUGAACUUGGUUAUCGCUAUAUUCGGUAUAAAAAUUCUUAAAAGCAAUAAUUGCCACUAAAAUACAGAAGUAGAAUCUAGCGUGUAAGUCUAACAUGUUUACGAUAACCACGAACGUAUUUUUCUUUUCCUUUUCUCUUUUGUACAUGACACUCAACAGAGUCUCAUAAUAAUGCCUGAAGAUACGUACUAUAUUCUAGGAAAACUAUUUCGAACGGUUCGUACGAGUUAUUGUAAUCGGUAUCAGAUAUAAAACUAAUUACUACUAACCGAUAGUAGACAUAAGGCAAAUAACUUAAGAUUUUGUUAUAAUCAUCUUUUUUAUGGCCCUAAUAAUUACUAUUUAAUUCUGUACAUUUCGUACACUAAUGCAUUUAGCUUGUGCAUAUAACAAUGAACAUAUUGAUAAUUUGGUAAAGUUAAAAUAACAUUAUAUAAACAAUCAGGGCGUGUUUCUUCCGGAUAGAUACCGCGUUGUAAUUCAGCUUUGUGCCGCUCCGCAAACAUUGCAGCUUGCAUCAUCAGGGCUAGGAACUCCGAUACUAUACUAGGAGCUCAGUAUCGGAUGAUGCAAGCUGCAAUGUUUGCGAAACGUCGGCACAAAGCUAAAUUACAACGCGAUAUCCAUCCGGAAGAAACACACCCUGAUUGUAUCAAUGGCCGCGAAAGUCUAAAAACUAACAUUAUAUAAAGUUUAUAUAUAAUGCCGGAUGAUUAGUAUAUAAUAUAGUAUGGAAGCUAAUCUAAGAUACGUCUUGCUCGUAUUCAAUAUUACUAGUAAUGAGUUGUGAUAAAGUGGUGUUUUUUCGUUUUUUAAAUAGGUAUGUUAUAUAUCACAUAGCGCGCUAUAUGUACACAUGUGUUGCAGUUUAGAGCCAAUCAAUAACGAAAGGGAUUCAUAAACAAAGACUAUAAAAUGCAAGAUCAUGUAUAUGAAACUCUUUUUAGAAGGCCUUACUGUUGAAAACCUCAACAUGUUUGUCACUGAGCAGUAAAUAUUAUUAUGAGAUAUAUUCAUUCCUGAUAAUGUAUCAGAUUAAACUACACACGUAAGACUCAUAGAUGUACCACCAUAAGAUAUCUUUAUAUCCAUUAUACAAUCAUAUAAGCAUCUAAAAAUAAAGUGCGCUUUAAAAUUUCGUCCAGUCAUCAUUGUGUAUAUACAGGGUGUCCCAAAAGUAACGGACCACCC
This is a messenger RNA of Harpegnathos saltator (Jerdon's jumping ant), 3579 nucleotides long. RefSeq names its product leucine-rich repeat-containing protein 27. Gene Ontology annotation, molecular function: protein binding. Gene Ontology annotation, cellular component: cytoplasm. The transcript is spliced from 9 exons. The record is from RefSeq and is a predicted model, not a curated record. Lineage: Eukaryota; Metazoa; Arthropoda; Insecta; Hymenoptera; Formicidae. The coding region runs from base 1 to 1425 and encodes 474 amino acids.